This is a messenger RNA of Pygocentrus nattereri (red-bellied piranha), 3808 nucleotides long. RefSeq names its product disintegrin and metalloproteinase domain-containing protein 11-like. The transcript is spliced from 26 exons. Gene Ontology annotation, molecular function: metalloendopeptidase activity. The record is from RefSeq and is a predicted model, not a curated record. The coding region runs from base 302 to 2647 and encodes 781 amino acids. Lineage: Eukaryota; Metazoa; Chordata; Actinopteri; Characiformes; Serrasalmidae. Gene Ontology annotation, biological process: proteolysis.
CCUCCACACACACAAAUGGAGAGAGAGAAACAGGCACGCUCUCAGAUCACCGUGCAGACAUAACCGUGUGUUGCUUGAUUGACCGCUUUCUAUGUUUUAUUAACCCAUUUACACGCAUUUAACAUUUGGUUUUGAUGCUGCAGUGGACCCUCGUGGUGUGUCAACACGCAGAGCUGCAGUGGAUGGACUGCAGUGCUGGAGCUCAGCGCCUCUGAGCUGCUCCACAGCGACUGCAGAAACACCGACGGAGAUCUGUCCUGCUGACAGCCUGAAUAAAGCUGCAGUACAUGCAGUCUGUGUUAUGAUGCUUGCGCUGCAGUGCCUGCUGUUUGCUGUAGUGGCAGGCAGCAGCAGUGUGGAGCACAUCACACAUCCCAAACGCCUACUGCAGCAGAAACACACCACCGAGGAGAAACUACACAGCAGACUGGACACCAGAGUGAGAGACAGCGGGCAGGAGACACCUGUGCAUUUAGCCAAGAGCAGUUUCCAAGUCGAGGCUUUUGGAAGAACUUUCAUCCUAGAUCUUCAACUGAACCACGAUCUUUUAUCUUCUGCCUAUGUGGAGCGUCACUUUAAUGGCAAUGGAAAACCAUCUCAGACCACGGGUGGAGAACACUGUUAUUAUCAUGGUUCUAUGAGGAGAACUCCAGGGUCCUGGGCAGCACUUGCAACCUGUCAAGGCCUUUACGGUGUGUUCUCAGAUGGUGUGUUCUCCUACAGCAUUCAGCCCCUCAUCAAUGACACUGACCAGGUCAGUGAUGCUCACCUGGUGAAGAAGAUUCCAGAUAUUAAACUGACAACUUCCUGUUCAGAUUGUUCACUGAAUGAAGAUGAGUCUGUGGAGGAGCUGCUGUCCAACCCUGACCGCUCAGAGAGACUAAAACGCACCAAACGACGAGUGUCCAGGCCGAGAGUUCACACUGAGACGAAAUAUAUUGAGCUGAUGGUCAUCAAUGACUUUGAAAUGUUUGUACAGUUGCGGCGCUCGACCGCUCAGGUGAGGAACUUUGCCAAAGCAGUGGUGAACAUGGCGGAUGCGAUCUACAAGGAACAGCUCAACACCCGCAUUGUGCUGGUUGCCAUGGAGACCUGGUCAUCAGGGAAUCCGGUUUCUGUGGUUUCCAACCCCCUGAUGACACUGCAGAACUUUAUGCAGUACCGCAGGGAGAACCUACAGGAGAACCCUGAUUCAGUCCAGCUUCUAUCUGGCAGUACGUUUCAGAGCAGCCGGAGUGGAUCUGCGUACACUGGAGGAGUGUGUUCCAUCACACGAGGAGGAGGAAUCAAUGAGUAUGGCAGUGUGGGCUCUGUGGCUGUUUCCCUUUGUCAGAGUUUGGGACAAAACAUCGGCAUGAAGUGGAACAACAUUCGCAAUACUGCAGAUUGCCGGUGUCCCGACUCCUGGCUGGGGUGUAUAAUGGAGGACACGGGGUAUUACCUCCCGAGGAAGUUCUCCCGCUGUAGUGUGGAUGAAUAUCUGCAGUUCCUGCUCCAGGGUGGAGGAAGCUGCCUCUUUAAUAAGCCCAACAAGCUUCUGGACCCUCCUGAGUGUGGGAAUGGUUUUGUGGAGCCCGGAGAGGAGUGUGACUGCGGCUCGCAGGUGGAGUGUGCACGCAGUGGAGGAUCCUGCUGUAAGAAAUGCACACUUACCCAUGAUGCAAUGUGCAGUAACGGCCUGUGCUGUCGAGAAUGCAGGUACGAACAGAGAGGGGUGAUGUGCCGGGAUGCUGUCAAUGACUGCGAUAUCCCAGAAACCUGCACUGGAGAUUCCAGCCAGUGUCCACACAAUGUUCACAAGUUGGAUGGCUACAUGUGUGAUAACAAUCAGGGUCGCUGUUAUAACGGUCGCUGUCGAAACCUCGACAAUCAGUGCAGAGCACUGUGGGGCUACAGUGCAGCAGAUCGGUUCUGCUAUGAGAAAUUAAACGCUGAAGGAACAGAGAAGGGAAACUGUGGUCGCGCUGCAGGAGGACAGAGCUGGAUCCAGUGCAAUAAACCAGAUGUUCUGUGUGGGUUUCUUUUCUGCUCCAAUGUGACAGAAAAGCCAAAGUUUGGGGACCUGCAGGGGGAACUGACCAGCCUGACCAUCUACCACCAAAACAAAUAUCUGGACUGCCGCGGGGGUCAUGCUGUGUUAGAAGAUGGAUCUGAUCUGGGUUAUGUGGAGGAUGGAACUCCAUGUGGUCCCAGUAUGAUGUGUCUGGAGCGCCGCUGCCUUCCACUGAGCUCCUUCAACAUUAGCACCUGCCCUGGAUCCAGCUCAGGACCGACCUGCUCCAACCACGGGACGUGCAGUAAUGAAGUGAAGUGUAUCUGUGAGCCGGAUUAUACGGGCAAGGACUGCAGUGUGUUUGAUCCAAUUCCAGAGCCAACUCCUCCACCUGGACCUGACAAGAAAGAAAUAUCCGGAGAGGAAGGUCUGGUGGAGGAUAGACUUCCUGUGUGUGUGUGUCUGUGUUUGUGUGUGUGUCCACGUCAAAGCUCGAGUCUUCCACUCCCAUCUCCUGAACCUGCUCUUCGCUCCUGGCUCUGUCGGUCAGUCAGAUCUCCACCAGCAGGAGGACAUCCAGCACUACAUUCCAGCCAAUCACACGCAGCAACUCGCCCACAAACACAGUCAGAAGAUGUUGCUGCUCAACGAUGACUGACCAGCAAGAUGGUGUGUGUGCGUGCGUGUGUGUGUAUAUCAACACUGUUUACUAAAACUGAAGGUCAGUAUGAGACUUCAUUUAACAUCAGACUGACACAGCAUGACCAGAACAGAGACCACCGAAGACCACUGAGUAUUGCGUUCUCUCUGAGGGAUGAACUGGACUGAAUUGGACUGAACUGGACUGAAAUGAAUUGGACUCAGCAUCUCCUGCCAAACUCAUCUCCCUGAACAUUCCUGAGGCUUCUGAAGGGCCUGAUGGUUCUGACGGUUCACUAAUCACUGGGUCACUGAAUCACAUGACCAUACAGACCUGCUGGUCUUCCUUCAGCACAGAACAUGGCUGGGAUCCCAACCUGAGCGUCUGAGAUUUAAUUAAAGCUCGUCUGGAUCGUUUGGGUUUUUCCGUGUUUCUUGUAGCAGCUCAGUAGCAGACAAGACCAGCAGUUUAUCACAUUUUAGCAUCAGAUUCUUGACUCAGAUCUUUUUACACAGAUCGUCGUUGUUUCAUAGUUUUUAUUGUGAUUAAAAAUGUGAUUAUGAGACCAGCCUGAGAACCUCAGACAGUCUGAGACCACCCUGAGACCCUCAGACAGUCUGAGACCACCCUGAGGCGUCAUCAGAUUUGUGCAUGUAGUCACAAACAGAAACAUUCCACCUUAAAAACACUAAACUUGUACUGCAUGUGUGACAGUUUACGACACGAAAUACUUUUAUUUACUUAAACGACGCUUGUUAUUAUGAGCAGAUAACAUUAUUAAUAAAUAUUAAUUAAUAUAAUAACUUAAUUUUACCUUUUUUGGCACAUGAACGAAAGAAGCAUAUGAAGAAAUGCAUAAAACACAGAUUCUGAAAAUGAUUCAUAAUCCACUGCAGCGCAUUUCUGAAUACGGCGCUGUGCAAAAGUCAGAGACCCCCUUCAUUGAUUUAAUGUCCACUCAUUCAUUUUCAGGAAAGAGCAGAAAACACAUUUAACAGAAAAUUACCCAGAAUCCUCCACAGCUCAAUCUAAUCUCAGCUGUUCAGUGAGUGUGUCCACUCUUUCUCUUCAUUCCAGCUUCCAUUCUUCUAAGGAGCCUCACUUUCAGCUCCUCAAAGAAUCUGCAGACACUCCUCCAAAGCUCAGUCUUAGAAGCUGAUUGAUGAUUUCCUGAA